Molecule: messenger RNA, 2883 nt
Organism: Orycteropus afer afer
Lineage: Eukaryota; Metazoa; Chordata; Mammalia; Tubulidentata; Orycteropodidae
Gene: ALS2CL
Product: ALS2 C-terminal like
Exons: 25
Coding region: 1-2883 (960 amino acids)
Source: RefSeq, a predicted model, not a curated record
AUGUGCAACCCUGAGGAGGCAGCCCUGCUGCGGCUAGAAGAGGUCUUCUCAGCUGCCCUUGCCCGCAUCAACUGCCUUGUCCUCCAGCCCCUGCUCUUGGAUGGUAAGUCCAGGCUCUCCAGUGGAGAGGAGCCCUCAGACCCCCGGGGCAGAGAGUGCCUGCAGCUCUUGCAGCAACUGCACAAGAGCUCUCAGCAGCUCUGGGAGGUGACAGAGGAGAGCCUGCAUUCACUGCGGGAGAGGCUGCGCCACCCGGACUCUGUCGGCCUGGAAUCCCUGCUGCUGCUGCGUGAUGCUGACCGUGUCCUGCAGGUCCACAUACAGUACAUCGAGUCCUACACGAGCUGCAUGGUAGUGCAGGCCUUUCAGAAAACAGCAAAGAGGAGGCGUGAGUACUGGCAAGGCCAGCGGAAAGUGCUGCGGCAGCUCCUGUCAGACGUGAGCUCAGAGGGUGCGGUGGGUCCAGUGCUGGUCCAGGCCCUCCGCCAGCCACUCGCCCACCAUGUGCAGCAGUACGUGUUUCUCCUGCUGAGCCUCGGAGACACUCUCAGGGAGCACCACCCUGCCCGGGAGCUAGUGGUACAUGCAGCCACCCUCUUUGGGAACCUACAGUCCUUCAUGAGGCAGGCACUGGACCAGGCAGUGGUCACGCAAGCCCUCUGGCCCACCCUGAGCAGUCGGCUGAGGGAUGUACUCUGCACCCCUGCUCACCGGCUCCUGCAAGACAGCCAUGACAUUCCAGUGACGGUCUCCCCACUGCGGGCAGAACGCGUGUUGCUGUUUGAUGACACCCUUGUCCUGCUGCAGGGCCACCAUGCCCACACCUUUGAUCUGAAGCUGGUGUGGGUGGAUCCUGGGCAGGACAGGUACACGUUUCAUGUCCUCACGCCUGAAGAAGAGUUCUCCUUUUGUGCCAAGGACCACCAGGGCCAGGUGGUCUGGCAGUGGAAGGUGACCCAGGCUGUGCGCCAAGCCUUGUGCGGGAAGAAGGACUUCCCAGUGCUGGGGGUGGGCCCGGAGCCGCCCGAGCCCCCAACUUCUCGCUGCGUAGCAUACACCUUCCACACGGAGGGCCGGCUCUGCCAGGCCACCUACGAGGGCGAGUGGUGCCGGGGCAGGCCCCAUGGCAAGGGAACCCUGAAGUGGCCAGAUGGGCGGAAUCAUGUGGGGAAUUUCUGCCAGGGCCUGGAACAUGGCUUUGGCAUCUGCCUGGUGCCCCAGGCCACUGAGGACAAGUUCGAUUGUUACAAGUGCCACUGGAGGGAAGGCAGCAUGUGUGGCUACGGCAUCUGUGAGUACAGCACCGAUGUGGUGUACAAGGGCUACUUCCAGGCAGGCCUACGGCAUGGAUUUGGUGUCCUAGAGAGUGCCCUGCAGGCCUCCCAUCCCUGCAAGUACACGGGCCACUGGGAGCAGGGCCAGAGGAGUGGCUAUGGCAUUGAGGAGGACAGAGACAGGGGUGAGCGCUAUAUCGGCAUGUGGCAGGCUGACCAGCGCCAUGGCCUGGGGGUUGUGGUCACCCAAGCAGGCGUCUGCUACCAGGGCUCCUUCCAGGCAGACAAGAUGGUGGGCCCAGGGGUCCUCCUCUCUGAAGAUGACUCCCUCUAUGAGGGCACCUUUACCAGGGACCUGAGCCUCGUGGGGAAGGGCAAGGUCACUUUCCCUAAUGGCUUCACCCUGGAGGGCUCCUUUGGAAGUGGGGCAGGGAAAGGACUGCAGACACAGGGUGUGCUGGACACAUCUGCCCUCCCACCGGACCCAAGAAGUACCUGUAAGAGGCAGCUGGGCCUGGGUGCCUUCCCUGUGGAGAGCCGCUGGCAGGGCAUCUAUGGCCCUUUCCAGGACUUUGUGCAAGCUGGCUGCCCUGGGGACCUGGAGGAGGCCCUGCUGGGCUUCCAUGUGCAAAGUUCCAAGGAGCUGCGCAAGUCCCAGGAGUACCUGUGCUGUGAGAGGACCCACCCUGAAGAUGGCAUGAAUAGUAUUGAAGACAUCUUGGAGGAGCUACUGCAGCACCGGGAGCCCAAGGCCCUGCAGCAAUACCUCAGGAAGGCCCUGAGCAACUCUCUGCACCCCCUGGGAAAGCUGCUUCAGACACUGAUGAUGACCUUCCAGGCCACAUAUGCAGGUGUCGGGGCCAAUAAGCACUUGCAGGGAUUGGCUCAGGAAGAGGUGAAACAGCAUGCCCAGGAGCUCUGGGCUGCCUACAGGGGUCUGCUGCAGGUUGCCUUACAGCGAAAGGGCCAGGCCCUGGAGAAGGAUGAAGAUACAGAAACAAGGGACCUGCAGGUGCAUGGAUUGGUGUUGCCCCUCGUGUUACCAAGCUUCUACCCGGAGCUCUUUACUCUCUAUCUGCUUCUUCAUGAGAAGGAAGACAGUCUGUACAGCCAAGGCAUCACCAACCUGAGCCUAUUCCCUGACACCAAGCUGCUGGAGUUCCUGGAUGUGCAAAAGCACCUGUGGCCUCUCAAGGACAUCACCCUGACGACCAAUCAGAGAUACUCCCUGGUCAGGGACAAGUGCUUCCUGUCAGCCACUGAGUGCCUGCAGAAGAUCAUCACCACAGUGGACCCACGGGAGAAGCUGGAGGUGCUGGAGAAGACAUAUGGGGAAAUUGAGGCAACUGUGUCACGGGUACUGGGCCAGGAGCACAAGCUGCCUAUGGAUGACCUGCUGCCCCUGCUCAUCUAUGUGGUGUCACGUGCCCGAAUCCAGCAUCUAGGAGCUGAGAUUCACCUGAUCCGGGACAUGAUGGACCCCAUGCACACAGGAGGCCUGUAUGACUUCCUGCUCACGGCCCUGGAGUCCUGCUAUGAGCACAUCCAGAAGGAAGACAUGAGGCUGCACCGCUUGCCCAGCCGCUGGCACUCCAGGGAACCCUUGUAA